AAGCACAAUUGGAAAACAAAAAUUGAGACAUUAGUGACUUCUAAACCAAAUCAGGCUUAACAAACGAAAUCAAACUUUGAACAUUAAAAAUGUUACUUUUUUCAAAACAACAACCAAUCGCGCACAAACAAUAGCUGUACAGUUUUUGGCCGCUUGUGAUCUAUCCCUUUUAGCUUUGCUCCGGGCAACUGAAACAGUUAAACUACUCUUACAAAAAAAAAUAGCGGGAAGAGAUAAGCGAACGUCAAAAAUACUCAAAGCUGUAAGAAUUUCUACUAUCGUUUCUCGUUGGUUGGUUCGUCAAAUGAUCAAGCCUACUUUGUCGUGUUUUCAAAUGAUCAGUACACUAAGCGGAUAGUUUACCUCUCACUCUCUCACUCCCACCAAAUCGGUAACUGUUUUUAUCAAUGGAAUCGAGACGUGUGUUUAUAAUAUCUCUUACCCCGCUUACACUUAAUUCAUCAAUAUAUCGUAGGUGUUAUGUCAUUCAUGUUGUUUUUUUUGCUGGCAGGAAUAAUUUGAAAAAUGGAAAAUAUAAUAUAACAUUUAUCAUUUUUUUCUACACAAAGAAGUUUUGAUUUUCGUUUCGAUUUGACCAAAAAAAAACAAAAAAUGCUUAUCAAAAUUAAAAAGUAACUAAAAUAUGCCUGAAAUUAGAAGAAACAAAACAAAAAAAAAUACAAAAAACCACACAGAAAUAGUAAGUCACUAUUGUCUCUCUUUUCUUUUCCCGGUGAUGCUGCUUAUCAAUCCGUUGUGAAUCGCUCGAACACGCGAUACCAAUUGCACUCUUCUCAUUCAAAAACAAUGCGGUACGCGGAUGGUUGGGACUCACACUCACGCGUGAACGCACAUACACACCUCCCCCCCUCACCAAACCCCAACUUCUCUGUGAUGAUGACGCUCGAUCGAUCGUGGGGGUGGUGAAAAAUGGCAGGUAUGGCAGGCACGGGACGACCUUCAUCACCAUCGGACGUGAGCCAUCAUGCCGGUGUCAUCGGUGGCGGUGGCGGAGUGAACCGGUUGAGUCUACCGCUACCGCUAACGGCCUGUCAUCGGUGUGAUGUUUGCGGUAAAUUGUUAAGUACAAAACUCACCCUCAAACGACACAAGGAACAGCAGCACCUGCAGCCGCUGAACAAUGCCGUCUGCAAUCUUUGCCACAAGGUUUUCCGCACACUCAAUAGUCUCAAUAAUCACAAAAGCAUUUACCAUCGCAGACAGAAGCUACUCCACCACGGUGGCCAUCAUGGUCAUGGCCAGCACCCAUUUGCAUCCGUUAGCAGCGUUAGCCCGUUGCACCACCCAUCGCAGCAUGCGCUACUUAGCGAGGCUUCCGGUGCUGGCUGUGAUCUGAAGCAUAAUAUUGCAAAGUUGGAGUUUCUCUAAACUCACGCCUACUACCACUCAUUGAUUGGGCGCCGAUUGCAAAUGUUUAACAAGGACGGCACAUAAAUGGAAAAUCCCCUUUCAGUGUACACUGCUGUACUAAAAGCAAACAAAUUUGGACCCUUUUUUUGGCUAAAUUAAAAAAUAUAUAGGCGAUACUUGCACCUAAUCACACACAAGCAGAUAUUUUGUUUCUUCCAAUGUGCACUAAACAUUUUGAUGGAAAACUUUAAGCUUGAAAAAUUUAAGUCUAAUGCAAAACGAAGACAGUGUGCUAUUUUUGUUUAAAGAUUGCUGUAUAAAAAAUGCGAUAAUUUUACAGAUGUUGUUUUAGCAUUACUACUCUGCCCCUAGACGACUGAUCGAUGUUGGCGACACAAAGUUUUUUUUAUCAGCAGAGCGAUUUCCCUAAAGUUUGAUGUUUUGAAUUAAUGCAAUUGCUUUUCAACAUUAUGAUCAUUUUGUUUAAAACUGGUGCUACAACAUUGUUUGGGUUAGAUGAAAAACCCAACGGUGUUUACGUCACGAUUUUUAGAGAAACGCUAAAUUGUUAUUCGUAGCGUACCCAUUACACUGAGCUACAAAAAUUGACACAAAUGACUGCGCAGGUUCAACUCACAGGGGCAGUCACCCCGGCACCGACACUUUGCGUCGGUGCCGGGGUGACUGCCCCUGUGUGGUAACUGGUUUCAGCUGCACAAGCGUUGUUCUCGUGUUGACCCGUUCGCGCUGUGAAGGCAAGCAGAAAAAUGAAUAAGAAAAAAAAACAAGAAGACCCGCUUCAAAAUUCAAAUGCUCGUGUCAUGUCCGUUCGUC
Molecule: messenger RNA, 2205 nt
Organism: Culex pipiens pallens (northern house mosquito)
Lineage: Eukaryota; Metazoa; Arthropoda; Insecta; Diptera; Culicidae
Product: broad-complex core protein-like
Exons: 1
Coding region: 931-1389 (152 amino acids)
Source: RefSeq, a predicted model, not a curated record